Messenger RNA from Necator americanus (New World hookworm), 315 nucleotides. RefSeq lists its product as uncharacterized. The transcript has 2 exons. Bases 1 to 315 code for a protein of 104 amino acids. NCBI's taxonomy places the organism in Eukaryota, Metazoa, Nematoda, Chromadorea, Rhabditida, Ancylostomatidae. The record is from RefSeq and is a predicted model, not a curated record.
AUGGCAUAUCGCUCCACUCCCUGCCCGUCUGCGCCUGACCAGUGUUCACUUGCCGAAGCUCUAAUGUUACCUUCUAGAGAUCUCACAAACGGAACAUGCGACAGUAGAGGUGUUGGUGGAGUUGGCGUCUUCGUCAACACGAGUAUGGCAAAGAACAUCGACUCUUUGGAACAACUUACGACCCGAAUCAGACGUCUGCGGAUGAGAAGAUGUGGUCCAACGCCAGCGUUGACUAUCUUCGUCGCUUACGCUCCAACAUCAAGCUACGAAGAAGAAGAAGUCGAAGCUUUCUAUAUGGACCUGGAGAAGUUCUAG